Molecule: messenger RNA, 1200 nt
Organism: Suillus subaureus
Lineage: Eukaryota; Fungi; Basidiomycota; Agaricomycetes; Boletales; Suillaceae
Product: phosphatase 2C-like domain-containing protein
Exons: 4
Coding region: 1-1200 (399 amino acids)
Biological process (GO): protein dephosphorylation
Molecular function (GO): protein serine/threonine phosphatase activity
Source: RefSeq, a predicted model, not a curated record
AUGCAAGGCUAUGGUUCUGAUCGCGGCCCUUGGCGUUAUCGUCUCUUUCCCGAGCACGAGCUACGUGCUCAGAUCCUGAAACGCUGCACAACUAGUAUCUCAAGCGACGGAGGAAGCCUUGGUGCUUCUCUCCAGCCUCAUGUUAGUUCAACCAACGAGGACAGAUACCUGAUCAUGGAUUUAAGCCUUCCAAAUGGUGUCUGGAGCUUGAGCUGUAUCUUUGAUGGCCAUGGAGGACAUGAAACAGCUGACUACCUUGUCACCGAAUUGCCCCCCCUUUUAAUGGCUGGAUUGUUGCCCACAGUGGCCAACUUGGAGGGUGUUUCGGAUGUUCUUACUAGAGCGAUUUAUGACGUGGAUGAAGCAAUAAAACGGGACUUUCUCGAGAUAUUUCCAGAAGAAGUCAACGAGAUCGCUGCGAUGUCAGAUGUAACAGUCAAGGCGCGAGUCAACGACCAGUCUUCUGGAGGAUUAAAUUAUCGGAAAGCCCUGCGCUGCUUGAGGGGAUCUACAAUCUUAUUAGCGCUCGUUGACCCUACAAAGAAACAUCUUUGGGUACUAAAUCUCGGUGAUGGCGUAGCGGUAGUGCUCGGAAGUAGACAAGACGCGAGUUCACAAUGGAAUACAUCCAUCUUGAGCGAUAAUCACAAUGGCAGUAACCCUACUGAGGCCGAUCGCAUCAAACAACAACAUCCUGACGAACCGGAAUGCAUUUUUGAUGAUAGAGUGCUCGGUAAUCUUGCUGUCACGAGAGCUGUUGGCGACUAUGCCUUCAAACUGCCUCGCAUCUACACUGAGAAAAUAUUUUUAAAUGUAGAACCGGGAUUUCGUGUCCCUGCUGCGAUUGAGUCUUUCAUUCCACGAAAUCUGAGCCCACCAUACGUCUCGAAUCUUGCAAGCGUUCGUUAUGUUGACCUUCAUGCGAAGUCAAGCUGCGACUACUUUAUCCUGAUGUGUUCCGACGGGCUAGUCGACCUUUACAUGGAUGACCCAAAUCGUUCUGAAUCCCUUACAUCUCUUGUCCAGAAGUGGGUGGGAAUAGUAGGUGACGUCGUGAGGGACGACAUCCAGGAGGCAAUGCUGCUCUUGUUAAGACAGGCUCUGGGCGCAGAAGACAUCGACAGUGUCUCAUGUAUGCUUACUGUAGACAUGCCUGUCGCUUACAUGGAUGAUACGACCAUCAUCUUACAAGUGCUGUAG